GUACCUGGGCGAGUGCUCCGAGGUGGAGGGCCAUCCGCUGGCAAAGCUUCUGCAGACCUACGUGCGCGAGUCAGAGGACAACACCUGGGACAAAGUCGUCGAUCAAACAGUGACCAGUGGAACAAACGGCCUUCGCAUGCCGUACUGCGACAAGGCCCAGCGCAUCCUCAAGCGGGAGUUUGUGGAGCGCAAGCAGCGGGGAGAGGUCUUUACCGAGCGUCAGCUGCAGGACCUCCACGCAUAUCUGAAGGAGGAGGCUGGACGACCCUGUCUACCCGAGGGCAUCCUCCGACUGAUCCCAGCUAAAAAUGUUGAGGAUGACGACGCACUUCCUGAG
Symbiodinium pilosum is the source of this 337-nucleotide messenger RNA. The record is from the annotation of a GenBank genome assembly. Lineage: Eukaryota; Dinophyceae; Suessiales; Symbiodiniaceae.